AUGCAUCCAAAUGGGCACUGUGUGCGUCUUCCAAGCGGCUCCGAACUCUUCUUCACACUACCGAUCGAUUUGGACACCCAACGACCCAUGCCGCCGCAAGAUCUCGAAGCCCUUGCUGCAUACCUAGAACGGACUCAACUACAUCUUUCAGAAGGACCCGACGAUCCCAUUUACCAGAAUAGCCUUGCCGUGCGAGGUCUCAUCAGCGACUGGCUCCAAGGCUCCCAGUACCUUGACGACAUGGAGAUGUACGCGUGGGAGUCUGGUCAUGGCUUUCCGACAUUCGAUGAUGAAUUCGGCCUUCCGGUCGAUUUCGAGUGGCUGUGGGAUGUCAUCGAUUUUGAGGGAGGUGAGGAGUUGGUCGGCCGUUAUGUCGAAUAUAUCAACGAUUCUGCUGAGCUUUACGCACAAGGUCAUGCCGAAGAACAUCAUGACUCCGCUCCCACAGGCCGCACUCCUCACGGGUCCGACACGCCUUCUUCCAAUUCUCCGGUCGAGCAAUCGCAACAGCAACACUUCGGCCGGUUUCGUGUAGGACCUGGUCAGAUUCAAGCAUCCCCAGCUGAUCAUCGUUGCAGUCAUAUGGUUAUCUACCGAGAAGACCUACAACCUGCUCAAACCCACACUUACACAGCUAAUCCUCCAAGCCGUAAUGUGAUCAUUCACCAAGAAGACCAAGGAUCAAAACCCAUUGUUUUCUUCCAAGAGAACCCUGCAAAGCAAGGAAAGCAACCGCGCCAAGAGCAGAAGUUGAGCUUCAAGCGCGUAGGAUCACCACCCAAGCAGACAGUGGCCGCCGAGCUCGACCCCUUCCGCUUCUACGGCCGGGAACCUGCACACGAGGCACGGAAUGAAACAACCAAAACACACUCGAAAGCCCGGGCUACGCUCGACACUCUCAUGGAUAUACACCCCAGCUCUCGUCCUGCCUGGUUGAGCCACUCUGUGGCAUGGGACGAACUCGAUCCCUUCCGCUUCUACGGCCGAGGACUCGAUCACGCAACCAGGAACAAAAUUAUCGACGACCAGAACCUGCCUGAUGAGUACCAAAACCUGGCCGAUGAGUACUACCAAGCUUCCAGGAAACUCCCUGCUUGGGAGAGCAGGGAGCCACUGAAGAAGGCCUAUGUCCGAGAAGUGGAAGCUGCACUGGAGCGUGCGCGCGAGAACUUGGAGAACGCUGCGCACGCGAACAGGAGCAAGAACAAGAAGAACGCUGCGUACUCGGCUGAGGACCAGAAGCUUCUAGACAUCCUAGCCCAAUCCACCAAAGCUGCGCAACAACCGUCAUCCUCAUCUCGACCUCUGUUCCCGCCCCCCGUUGUAAACCCUUCCAAGAAGACCACCAGGAUCUUCAUUCCCAAGACCGCCCGCUCCAUCGCUACAAACCCACCCCGUACAACCCUCGCCGCCAAACCAGACACUCACCGCAAUCUGUCAUUCCAAGAACCCACUCGUCUACCCAUGCGCCCAAAGGAAGCUGCCAGAUCUUCUAGCUACGAAACUGGUGUCGAAGACUCCACGCACCGUGUGUGUGGGAUAACCCCGCAUCAGGCGCAUGCGGAGGAUAGCCCGGAUGAUAGCACGGAGAGUUCGCCUCGUCCAGCUCCCGGUGGUUCGUGGAUGGAUGUUUUUGAAGAGUUGAUGUCUUGA
Molecule: messenger RNA, 1653 nt
Organism: Alternaria novae-zelandiae
Lineage: Eukaryota; Fungi; Ascomycota; Dothideomycetes; Pleosporales; Pleosporaceae
Exons: 1
Coding region: 1-1653 (550 amino acids)
Source: RefSeq, a predicted model, not a curated record